AAUAAAAUAAAAGCUUGUCCAUUAAUGGACCACCUUAGAAUCAUAAAUAUGUAUAUUAAAAGCUUUAAUGCAACCACAAUGCCGGCAUAUUAACGGCCGGGGUCACAAUCAGCCGGCAACUAUGCCUUCCUCUAAGGUUUGACGCCGCAACUCACCAUGUGGCUCUACUCUACUUAAAUUAUUACUUUGGAAAUCAAAAGCAACCUAUUUAAAUAAUCUCCAUAAUCAAAUUAUUGACCCUUAAAGGAAUAUGCCAAGUUGUCUGAUUUUGAAUUUUUUAAUCCCCAUGGAGUACGCAAUUAUUAUAAGCCCAUUACCGCCCUCUAUAUAUAGCUGCUGCAAGCUUCAGAAGCAAAUCAUGUCUGCAACAAUGACAGCUAGAGAAUCCAACGAAGCAACAGAAGUUGCCACUACAAAUGUUGCUGUCAUUUUUGGGGUUACCGGGCUUGUUGGGAGAGAGCUUCUGAAAAGUCUGCUCUCAAAAUCCAAAUGGAAAGUUUACGGCAUAGCUAGAAGGUUUGAGAGCUUCACCAUCCAAAAUCCCAAUUACCAUUUCAUCUCAUGCGACUUGCUAAACGCUCAAGAAACCCAAAAGAAGCUCUCUAUUAUGCAAGACGUGACUCAUGUGUUUUGGAUCACCUGGGCAGGCCAGUUCCCUUUAGAUAGCAGGGAAUGUUGCGAGCAGAACCUGGCUAUGAUGUCCAACGCCUUGAAUGCCAUCCUCCCCAAAGCUAAGACAUUGAAGCAUGUCUCGCUCCAGACGGGAAUGAAGCACUAUGUGUCACUACAAAGCACUCAGAACGCGAAACGACGAGCCUGCAUCUUUGACGAAGAUAGCCCAAGAGCGAGUGAAGGGCAUAACUUUUACUAUGUCCUUGAGGAUUUGCUUAAGGAGAGACUAGCUGGUAAGGUAGCUUGGUCUGUGCUGAGGCCUGGCUUGAUAAUGGGUAGUUCCUGUAGGACUUUGUACAAUGUCAUGGGUUGUUUGUGCGUUUAUGGAGCUAUUUGCAAAUAUUUAAACCUCCCCUUUGUGUUCGGAGGGACGAGGGAGGUCUGGGAGGAGGUAUGCAUGGAUGGAUCGGAUGCUAAUUUGGUAGCCGAACAGCACAUUUGGGCAGCCACCAAUGAUGAAAUCUCUUCUCCAGAAGGUCAGGCAUUCAAUGCCAUCAAUGGGUCAAGUUUUACCUGGAAGGAGAUAUGGCCAGUUCUGGGGAAGAAAUUUGAUGUGGAAGCGCCUGAAGACAUGUUCAUGGAGGACUUCAGAUUUGCAACGGCAAUGAGUGACAAGAGAAAAGUAUGGGAAGAGAUUACAAAGAAGGAAGGACUAGUAGAGACAGAGAUGAAAGAUUUGGCUAAUUGGGAGUUUUUAGAUGUGUUGUUUCGUUGUCCGGUGAAACUACUGGGAAGCCGAGAGAAGGCUGGUGGGUUGGGUUUUAGCAUGAGAUGCAAAACAAUGGAAUCGAUCUUGUAUUGGAUUGAUUCCAUGAGGAGUGAUAAGUUAAUUCCCUGAAACCUCUUAUUAGAGAUUUAAUUGGUAUUUUGAUUAUGAGUAGAGGAAAUUAAGAAAGUGCUUGUGUUUGAGUGUUUCUGUUUUCUGAUGAGAACAUGAAUACAGUGAGCGGCGCCCACCUCUUCUUACUCGUCCAUGCCUUGGCUUCCUCAUGUUCACAUCCUACCCUUAUGGAGCAAGCAGGGGAUAUUAUUUGCUCGUUGGACAAGGACUUUUAUAGACGAUAUUUUGUCUCCUCUCGACAUGCAUUUUCUGAAUUCUUCUCUCUCUCUCUCUUUGAAAACAGGGAAGAAGGGCAUAAUUACUUCUUCUACGUUCUUCUAUUUAGCUCUACUUUUGUGGGUACAAGAACAUCAAUAGUAACAUGUACUAGCGAGAGAACACGGCGGUGUACAAAUACAACUUUGAUUCAGUAUAACUCUGAACAUCAAGUCAAAAUUCCUUGCCAUCCUCUAAAGUUACAAAACAACAUACUCCAAAAGAUAAAUUUGUGUGAGCACUUGAAUAUAUAAAUGUAUUUAUA
Molecule: messenger RNA, 2033 nt
Organism: Manihot esculenta (cassava)
Lineage: Eukaryota; Viridiplantae; Streptophyta; Magnoliopsida; Malpighiales; Euphorbiaceae
Product: (S)-8-oxocitronellyl enol synthase CYC2
Exons: 1
Coding region: 251-1510 (419 amino acids)
Source: RefSeq, a predicted model, not a curated record